This is a messenger RNA of Xenopus laevis (African clawed frog), 1680 nucleotides long. RefSeq names its product biliverdin reductase A L homeolog (gene blvra.L). The record is from RefSeq and is a predicted model, not a curated record. Gene Ontology annotation, biological process: heme catabolic process. NCBI's taxonomy places the organism in Eukaryota, Metazoa, Chordata, Amphibia, Anura, Pipidae. Gene Ontology annotation, cellular component: cytoplasm; cytosol. Bases 154 to 1026 code for a protein of 290 amino acids. The transcript is spliced from 7 exons. Gene Ontology annotation, molecular function: biliverdin reductase [NAD(P)H] activity; zinc ion binding; nucleotide binding.
AAAAAAUGUGGGUCUUUCGUAACCCGAGGACGCGCACUGCUAGUUACUGACUGGUUGGCUGGUGUGCGCGCAUUUGGUCACUGAAAUUGGAUGGGAGCUGUGUGAAUCUGCUGGUGGAUUACAAGGAUCUUAUUGGGUAAUUUAGGUAACAAAAUGUUCGGCGUGGUAGUGGUGGGAAUUGGCAUUGCUGGCUCUGUGAGAAUUCGGGACCUCCUCAACCCACUGAAGUCCAGCCCCUCAGAGAGCCUGAAACUGAUUGGCUUUGUAUCAAGGAGGAAACUUGACCAGUUUAAUAAUGCAAAGCAGAUUGAGCUGGACGAAGCACUGCAAAGUAAAGAUGUUGAUGCUGCUUUUAUUUGUACAGAUAAUCAAAACCACGAAGAAAGUGUCAGGCAUUUCCUAGAGUCUGGUAAACAUGUCCUGGUGGAGUACCCUAUGGCAUUGUCGGCAGAUGCAGCAUACAAUUUAUGGAGACUUGCCGAGCAGAAAGGCAAAGUCCUGCACGUGGAGCACAUAGAGCUGCUUACAGAGGAAUAUAAACAACUGAAGAAGGAAGUACAGGGCAAAAAGCUUGUGGAAGGAGUGCUGCAUUUCACUGGAGGACAUCUAGAUGAGAACCUUUCUGGAUUCCCAUCGUUUAGUGGCAUUGCUCGACUAAGCUGGCUAGUUGAUCUGUUUGGUGAUCUUACCGUCACCUCAGCCACAAGAGAGGAACAAAAAGAAUUGAACUAUUCCAAGCUUACAGCAUGUUUCCUGACUGCUGAAAACAGACCGCUGACCUGGGUUGAAGAAAGGGCACCAGGCAUGAAACGAGAUAAGCGUAUCCACUUCUCUUUCACAACUGGCAUUCUGGACACAUUAACCCCAUCCAGCAGGGCAUCAGUAGGGCCAUUUAUGCAAGAUCAAAACUUAUUUGCAAAGAAACUUCUUGGGCAAGUAACAAGGGAGGAGCUGCUAGCAGAGAAGCAACGGAUCCUGAAGUGCAUUAACCUGGCUGAAGAGAUAAAGAAGAAGUGUGAGCAUUAAUGUGUUAGUACAGUAUAAAUAACAAUACUGUAUAAUUUGGAUGUCUGAACCAUACAUUCUUUACUGAAUGCUCAGGGGUAAACUUCUAUUUACUUUUGCAUACAUAAUAAUGUUGAAUUAUUACACAUGUGCAGUCAGUCAUAAAAAGCAGAAGCAUUUACUCACCAUGCAAAAUGAGAAUUUAUGAAUAUAAUAAAGGGGUUAUAGUUUCCAAAUUGUGUUCCAAUAGUACACAAAAAAAAAUCAGAAAUAGUUUUUUAUUUUUUCAGUUUUAAAAAUGUAUUCAUUUUGUCUCCCUCUCAUGUUUUCCAGUUGCAGCUCGGGAAUCCAGUUUCCUAACUCUAAACUGUUACAGUUUGACACUUUUGACUUAUUUAUUAACAUUGGAGAAAAACAUCACUGGCGAUGUUGCCCAUAGCAAUAAAUCGCCAAUAGGAUUUCGAACAGUCGCCUACUAGUUAGAAUACAAAAGCAAGGAUCUAAUUGGUUGCUAUGAGCAACACCAUCAGUAUAUCUCCAAUGUUAAUAAAUACCCCAUAAUAAAUAGAUGCUGGCAGGUCUCUGCACCAGUGUCUCUAUAUUCCACAACUUAAAGCUUUGAAAGAAACUAUGUAUUAAAUUUUAAACAGUAGCUCUGCAGUGGUAUUAAGUAAA